Molecule: messenger RNA, 5685 nt
Organism: Nothoprocta perdicaria
Lineage: Eukaryota; Metazoa; Chordata; Aves; Tinamiformes; Tinamidae
Gene: RP1
Product: RP1, axonemal microtubule associated
Exons: 7
Biological process (GO): photoreceptor cell development; intracellular signal transduction; axoneme assembly
Cellular component (GO): axoneme
Source: RefSeq, a predicted model, not a curated record
AUGAGUGAAACGCCUUCAACCAGUUACUCAGUGAAUCAGCCAAACUCCUCUGAGAGUGAACAGACUCUGUCUACACGCCAUUUCAAUGUCACUGAACCAGUUGUGGCCAAACGAAUCUGUUUCUACAAAAGUGGAGAUCCUCAGUUUAAUGGAAUUAAAAUGGUUGUUAAUAAUCGGUCUUAUAAAUCAUUUGAUGCCUUGCUUGACAGUUUAUCCAAACGGGUCCCAUUACCUUUUGGGGUGAGAAAUAUUAGCACACCAAAAGGGAGACACAUCAUCACCAACUUGGAGGAUCUUGAAGAUGGAAAAUCAUAUAUUUGUUCCCAUCAGAGGAAAAUGAAACCCAUCAACCUUGAACGGGCUAGGAAAAAGCCACUGCCUUGGCAGAUCAGCAGGCCUGUCAGUGCUCGUCGUCGAGCCGUGCAGUUAGCAAAGGAGAAUGAACAUGGAUUUGGCCACAGAGAAAGAAAAGUAACAACUCCUAAAAAGCUGCUUGUUUUCAAAAACGGUGAUGUAAGACUCAAGCGCACCAUAGUUCUGGGGAAGAAAAAUACACAAACCUUUGAGGCCUUUCUGGAUUAUAUAAGUGAAUUAAUGCAAUAUCCAGUUGCGAAACUGUACACUACCGAUGGAAGAAAGGUUCCUAAUCUUCAGGCCCUGGUAUUGUGCUCUGGAGCUGUAGUUGCAGCAGGGAGAGAGCCUUUUAAACCGAGCAAUUAUGAUCCUCUUGGGUAUUCACGGCCUGCUAAAUUGCUUGGAAUUGCAAAUCGCGUGUACCCAAAAGCAAAUGCCAAGUCGGAGAAUGAAAGCAUGAGAGCUGAAAUGGCCUCUAGCUCAAGAUCUCAGAUAUUCUCAAUUUCUUCUGAUAAAGGAUCCAGCAAUGAUAACAACACAAAUGAUAACAACUCAGAUUCUUCCUAUGCUCUUGAGAAUUAUAAAAGUAUAGUAGGAAAUCAGUCACUUACUGAUGAAGACUUAUCUGUGGCACCGUGUGAAGAUGAUAUUGAGAAAUCUGUYCACCUUAAUCAAGAUGGCAGCAUGACAGUAGAAAUGAAAGUUCGAUUCAAAAUUAAAGAGGAAGAAACCAUAAAAUGGACAACGACUGUCAGCCGUGCUGGCCUUUCUGAUGGAAAAAAUAUUAAUAUUGACAAUUCUGCAACAGGUGCAGAAGAAUGUUUAUCUGAUGUAAAUAUGUCAGCAUGUAUAAAACCAAAAGAGGUUCCAUUUUUGGAGAGCUCCAGUAAUGAAGUGGGAGUCUCACUGCAGCAGUUCAGUGCAGGAGUGUCAGAUAAAGAAUCACAGUCUGAUUUAAAAGCUGCUGAUUAUAGUAUCUGUCAGACAAACACUUCUGCAGACCUAGAUGUAAGCAAYGUAUCUGAGAAUAAAACAAGAUCUCGUUUUUAUAGGCCUCCCACCCCUGGGCCAAGGCGUGUUAGACAAAAGAAAGCAGUAGUUGAAAGUGUCACCUUGGUAUCUGAAAAGGAGGUUCAGGAGAAGACAGUUGGAAAGUUUUCCUACAGUGAGGAAAUACAGGGUGGUGAAAGCAAAUCUGAGUAUCAUAUGGUUACUCAUUCAAGCAGCAAAAAAUCAAGUAUAGGUGRCCCAAAUUUUAAUGAAAUGAAUGACAAUGAUUUGUUAAAGCUUUCUUCAGAGAGCAGGAAGAAAGAAGAAAUGCUUUUUAAAGUAAGCCACAAAAGUCAUGAUUUGAUAGAAACCUCAAAUAUGAAGAAAUUAGAUGUGUCUGAUGAGGAUGAAUUGUUACAUAAAAUAUUAGAUAAAUCAGUUUUAGAACAAAAUUCAGUGCGUUCACCCUCUUCUAGACAUAGUCUGACAAAUAUGAUACCUGUAUAUAGUAAAGCUACCAUUGAAAAAACAGAUCCAAGAACUGGAUUCUUUCCUAGUGUUACUGAAAGUCAGAAUCAAAUUAGCGUUAGGACUGAAUCUGUUAUGACAACAUAUCCCACUGAUGAAAACCAGCCUGCAUCUUCCCUCAUGAAAAAGAAGAGAAAAUGUUUGUCUAACUUUCCAGAACAAGAUACACAUGAAAAUGAAAAAGAUAAAGAAGUCCUAGGGAUAAUUAAAAGUCAGGGAAUGCAUAUUACAAGUGAAACUACACAGAAUUCCACAAUACAGGCUACAGAUAAUUAUUCUGAAAUGCCUCAGAAAAAAGGAAUGGAAUACUUUGUCAAAACUGGUGACGGAUCUGUUAAUUCAGACAAAAAUGUAACUCCUGAAGAUGAGUUUUAUCACCAGUCUUCAGUAGCAAACCAAGAAAAUGGAUUAUCUAAUAGGAAAAUACGAGCUAACAGGCAGCUGACCAAAAUAAAAUCCAAGCUGGGCAAAAAAACCAGUUUGGCUUUGUCUGCAAAGCAAGAAGAUAGCCUAAUGAGAGUUGAUUCAAAAAAUGAAGCUGAACAGGCUCAAGAUAACCUGAAAAACAUUGAUACUUUCAUCAACAAAGAAACUAGAUAUAUCACAGAUAAAGUUCAUGUGACGAGAAAAAAUACACUGGUUGAACACAAUCUAACCAAAAAAACAUUAAAGCCUCUUUGUGAAUUAGAAGGUAUUGAAGAGUCAUCAAAACAUUCAUGUGGAAGACAAAUUGACUCUUUGACUAAUGCUAAUACAUCUGCAAUAGAAGAAGCUAAGUAUUUAUUACAGUCAGAUUUCCAUCAUGGCACUAAACUACAAAUGUUUCAUGAAACACAUGACGAGGACAGUAAGAAGUCAGAAGCUGAUAUUCAWGAUACUAAUCUCUGUGAAAGAAAAAGUUCUGAGGUUGCAGUUCAAGUUGAYUCCCCAGUUGUCAAUGAGAAAAUGGGAACAGAUGUUCAGACUAACUGCAUGUCCAGCGUGUUGCUGGGUGAAUUUCAGUCUGUUUUGCUCAAUCUCCAAAAAGAACAUAGUGGUUGUAUAGGAAAAACAUGCAGCUUUUCAGAUCUUUCACCUUCAGCUUUUGGUUCUUCCUCCAAUCUCCUCCUAGCUUGGCUACUUGUACUGAAUCUGAGAGAGAGUUUGACCAGCACAACAAAAGAUGAUAUCCAAAAAACUAUCUGUAGCUGUUCAGAAAUAUUUACACAGUUGCCGUUUCUGAAACAAGCCACAAUUGUAGAAAAAAUUGAUGAACUGAAGACUGCUAUCUCACAUUUUGAACAGUCAACAGAAAAUAACUUCCUACAGUCUAAGAGGGAACUCAAAAAACAGGAUUCUACAUAUUGCCAUGAAAAUGUGCCCAUAUCUGAAAAYUGUAAUAGUAUAUAUUUGCAAGAAAAUGAAAACUCAGUUGAAUCCUGCUUUCCAAAGGACACUAUAAACUAUGAAGAAGCUCAGGAAAAUGCUGGUGAAUUAGAAAGCUCUUCUGAUAUACAAAAAGAACUUUAUACAGCAAUGACGACUUUGGAAUUAAAUGAUUUCAGUGCUUCUGAAGCACUGCUAAUUGGGAAACCUACCAAUACUAAUUCAGAUAAUUGUAGCCUUAUUUCAUCUGUAAAGCCACCUGAAAGAAAUGAAGAAAUGGUUGAUAGCUCACCACAACMUUCUCAAGAUACUGGUGCGUUGCUUAACAAUGAACAGUCAGGAACUUCAGUAGAGCCUAACUCAACUGUUCCUAAGGUAACUUCCAACGACAAAAAAUGUAAUUUAGGUCAGGUUACUUCUGAGGUAGUAGGAGGAAAAGAUAUCACACAUGUUACUAACUAUAAAAGCAAAAAUGAGAAAUCAACAAGUAAUGAUGAAAAACCAAAUAACCAACUUAAACAAGAUUCUGACCUCUCUACAGAAUAUGAUUAUGAGGAUGAUUCUGUUCAGGAAGGAAGGAAAUACACAGAAACACAUGAAGAAACGUCUGAGAGGUUUUCUACACCUUCUCCAUUAUCUUUUUGUUAUGAAUCUAAGCAAAUUACAGAAUGUGAUAUGAGUGAAGGAGAACAAAAAUUACAAGUGGACAAACCGGAGAAUAAAACAUGUUCAGAUAUUUCUCGACUAGAAAAACGCUUAAAAAGUCCUGCUACAUCAGACUGGUCAGAUUACAGACCUGACAGUGAAGAAAGUGAUUGUAACUUUAGAGCAUCCAGUGAUUUGACCAAUGAAAGUGGGGAGGAAGCAGUACUUGAAAAACAUUAUAAUACUGGCUAUGUAAAAAGGACCAUUGAACGACUUUAUGGUAAGGCAGAAGCUUCGUUUAAGCCUAACUUUCACACAGGAGUUCCUUACAUGUCCAAAUUACUUCAAAAGGAUACUGAGGAAUUUCACUCUACAGUGGUGCAAAAAAAAGUUUCUUUUUUUGAAGAACCUAAGUCAUAUUCUGCAGAGGAGUUGUCACUUCCACUUCCAUCCCAAGAAUUUCCAGAAAACAUAAACAAAGAUGACAUUAUGUGGAGAAGAGAAAAUAUGUCUUUACCAGGACCACAAUCUGCUCUUAAUGGAGAAGAGACAACUUAUACUAAUGGCUGUUCAGGGGAACCUCCAAUGCAAUGUCGUCAACCUAGUAUACAUCCUAAUGAAGAUGAGGGAAUAUUGAUUGAUAAAGGCAAAUGGCUUCUUAAAGAAAAUCAUCUGAUCAGACAAUCGCCACCUGAAAGGAUUGGAAUGUAUGGUAAUUUGGAUUCAACUUCAACAGACACCAUGCUUGAUACUAACAGCGAAGAUGCUCCAUACUCACAUUUUGGUAAUCUGACUCAAUAUCCAGUUCUCAAAGAAAUUUCUUCUUCAGAACUCGAAGAUAUGGUUAAACCUUCUGAAAAUGUUUGUAACUACUUCAAUAUGCCUCAUAACAGUGAUUCAGACCCUUUUCUGGAUGACCUGGGUACAAAAAACAAGCCUAGCCCCAACUGUAAAAUCACCUGUCUUCCUGUAGGAAACAAAGAAAAGGUCAACCCAUCAGUAACGGAAUGUUCUACUUCUAAAUAUGUUUCCACAGGAGCUAAUACCAAUUUUACACCCUUAACAUCUGUAGAGUUUAGAUUGCCUGAUAACAAGGUGCAUCCAUUAACACAGCCUUUAAAUGAUGAACCCAUACAGUCUCAGCCAAAUGAUAUCAAUAAUGCUAACAGAAGUGCUCUUCAGGAAGAAGAUUCUUUAGAUAAACUCCAUGCUAUAUGUGGCCAACAUUGUCCAAUAUUGAUGGCAAUAGUAACUCCAGUUAAUGAGGAACAGAGAGGAUACGCCUACCAAAAAGCAUCUGACCUUGAGAACCAGCUAGGUCUCUAUUCAUUGGCCAAGAAGAGUCAUCAUUUACCAUGGCCAGGCAAAGGUUUAAUAAAAGAUGAAAAUAAUCAUGUGACUAUGAAGAAUAACUGUAUCAGUAGGAUUGCCAAUAAUAUUUUUAAUAGGUUUUAUGCUAAUAACACGUUAGAUUUUGUUAGUAACCUUGAGCUUCCAAAAACUUCAACCCUGAAAGACAGAAGCAAUCUAGGGAAGUUAUGUGUUAUAGAUGAUAUGAAUGUAAACCCUGUGAAGAUCCACAAUUGUCAUAAUAGUGUAUCCAAAAAUAAAGUUAGUGAUGUAGCGUUUAUUAUGUUGUUUAACAAUGAAAAUGACUUAGAARGUCUUGGCAGUACAUCUAGUAUGCACAUUCACAYAUCUUGGAAUUUAGGCAACUAUUUUUAUUGAUUGCUUGAGAUGCUGAGAUUAGAUCUAUGUAUAAUAGACUCCCAGCUGAUAACACACUCUACAAAUCUGUUUUGA